Molecule: messenger RNA, 1148 nt
Organism: Apaloderma vittatum (bar-tailed trogon)
Lineage: Eukaryota; Metazoa; Chordata; Aves; Trogoniformes; Trogonidae
Product: TBC1 domain family member 19-like
Exons: 16
Source: RefSeq, a predicted model, not a curated record
ACUCAUAAUACAAGGAAUCCCUCUGAGCAUUUUCUGUGUGAGUGUUCUUACAGAUGUGUCUGUAAUGAGACAGCUUGAAGAAGAACUUGUAGAAGAACAGAAUAAUGGCUGUGAAAGCGGGCUAAAAGUGGUUAGCCUGCACAAGCCAGAAAUUAAACUGGAAUCACUAAAAGAAGACAUUAAGGAUUUUCUGAAGACAUCAGGUUGGGAAAAGAAACUGCAGAAUGCCAUUUAUAGCGAACUCAAUGUGUUUCCUGCACCCUGUCAUCCUGCAGCACCACCUGAGCAUAUGAAGGAACCGUUAGGUUAUAUGAGGAAAGCACAGGGAAGCUGGGAGAAACGAAUUCUAAAAAGUCUAAAUAGCAUGUGCACAGAACUCAGUAUCCCACUAGCGCAGAAGAGGCCUGUGAAUGAACAGAAAGAACUGCUUAGUAAAUGGAAUGAAAUGGGAACUGAUGAGCCAGAUCUGAGUCUCUUCCGCCCUGUUUAUGCACCUAAAGAUUUUCUUGAGGUACUGAUGAAUCUUCGAAACCCAAAUUAUGAAAAUGGAGAACAGCCUAGUUUCAGAAAUCAUCUGGGGCUAAUUCAGGUUCCUCUAAAAGUUAAAGAUAUUCCAGAAUUGAAAGAAGACUUCAGUGAACUAGACUUGAAUAUAGGACAGCUGGGUAUUGAUGAUUCAGCACAAGUGCCUCCUGAGUUCUUUGAAAACGAACAUGUACGUGUUGGACAGAAAGUUUUAGCCGAGCAAGAUAGUGCUGCAGCUCAACAAUAUGUACGUCAGGGGUGUCCAACAGCACUCCGAGCUGAUCUGUGGGCCCUCAUUCUCAAUAUUUCUAAUCAGCCAGAGGAUAUCUUGUAUUAUGAACAGCUAAAGUCAAAUGUGAUUCAGCAUGACCUUUUAGUGGACAGCCUGAUUUACAAAGAUGUAAAGCUGACAGCAAGCAAUGAUGACUACUAUUUUGUAUUUGAGGAUUAUUUAUAUCAGGUAUUACUUUGUUUUUCCCGAGAUACAUCAGUAUUGGAGCACUUUAGUUACAGUAGUGCUACCCCACCCAAGUCAUAUAUACGAGGAAAACUCGGAAUGGAAGAAUAUGCUGUUUUCUAUCCUCCAAAUGGUGUAAUUCCUUUUCACGGCUUUUCUAUGUACG